Messenger RNA from Funneliformis caledonium, 1458 nucleotides. The record is from the annotation of a GenBank genome assembly. NCBI's taxonomy places the organism in Eukaryota, Fungi, Glomeromycota, Glomeromycetes, Glomerales, Glomeraceae.
GACCGGAAUCAGCGUAAAGCAGGAAGCAACGUGGAUAAUUUGUGGCUCGGUGUUGAAAGAACUCUAAAAGAAAAGAAUAUUAAUGCGGGUACGAACUGCAUACAGCUUGUUGCUUGCGAAGGUGUCAAAAUUAGCAAUGUUGGAGAUAAACGAUCAUUAGCGACACCGAUAAAAAAAGGAUCUAACGAGUUUAAGCAACAAUUAGGUAUCUAUAUUAUUUAUUAUUUGUGUUUAUUGAAUGUUACAUUAAUAGAUUUUAAAACUGAAGAUAAGGGGAACACAGUCGACGGUUCAUAUAAACGCAGACGUACAGAAGAUGAAGAUCAUGAAGAUCUGGAACAUCCAAAUAGCGAAAACUUUCUUAAUAAUGAAAAAAGUACUGAUAACGAUGAUGAAUUGGAAAGACAUGCUGAGGAGACCAUCCAGUAUGAUGGAAAGAUAUGGAUUGUGGGUAACACGAAAAUCAAUGUACGUGAUGCGCUAACGAAAUGGCAGAAACGAAAAGACAAACCGCGUACCGAUCUAGCAUUCUACGAUAUUAUAGAUAUUACUCCAGGUUCAAAUAGUGACUUUAUACGAUCUCUACCUAAUGACGCAAUACAUGAGAUGAAGCAGUUUGGAUCGUCAGAACAACUUGUUGUCGCGGAUAAUGUGAGAGAACUAAUUGUUAAACUUAUUAAGGCGGAUGACUUUCGCAAGGUUGUUGAUGAGAACUAUAUUGAAACACGAAAAAAUGAUACUUUGAGAUUCGUAUGGGACUUUGCGAAUCAUCUUGCGGAAUCAUUUGAAAGAGACGAUGACCUUACAGACUUUGAUUUGUCUGAACUAGCAUACCGAGAAAUUUUUCUGGCGCCUGUCAUUCAGUACAGUGUUUAUCCAUGCAGUGGCGAGGAGCAUUUAUUCGCAUCAUCUGAAGAACUUAAUCUGAAAAAAACUGAUAAAGAAUCUCGUGUCGUUGGAAACAAGGUUGAUAUUAUUUGGUCUCUAAAGUCAACAGACCUUGAAAUUACUGUCGGUGAAGUCAGUGGGCCGCCAAACCAGCGUGAUCAUCCGCACUUUUUCGGUGACAAAUUAAAGAUCGCCAAGAUGUUGAAGGUCAUAAUUAAUAGGAUUGUCAGAAAGCAUGACGGUACAGGUGUAAAAUUAUGCUCGUUGAAAUUAUAUGGAUUACAAAUAUAUAACAAUGAAGCAAUUGUCUACGAAUUGUCAGUAGCUUUUCAAGGGUUGUACAUUUUUCGUGAACUUCUGCGGUCAAAACUUCCAACUAAUAAGAUUGAAGUGGCGUUAAUGUCACGAUCCAUACCAGCGUUGCUCAAGUUCAGGGAGUUGCUUGAACAGAGUCUAAAAGGUUUGAAAGAUUAUAUUAUGGAUGCGUACAUUAUGUCAAUAGAUUCAGGUGAAAGUGCAAACCAGUUUAUCACAUUUACGAAGCCGGACAAAGAAACAACUAACCUCAUC